CACAGAAUACAACACUUGCUGAAGCGGUUCUGAUUAUCUGAUUAAUUUCUUUCAUAUAUCACUCUCCUUUCCCAGUCUAUAUAUAUAUAUACACAUCACACACACCUAUAUAUAUUCAUCCUUUUCUCUUCCUUCUCUUCAAAGCAACGAAGCCAGUAAAUCCUUUUCCCGCUUUUCUCAGCCCCCUAGAAUCUUUCUUUUUCCUCAACUGGGUAUUUUUUCUUGCUGUUCAACCCUUCAUCUUUCAGUCUUCUUUCUGGUUAAUUUCCAAAAAUUUCAACUUUUUACGUUGUGGGUUGCUUUCAGAUUGCUAUAAAGCCCUCGCCUUUGAGUUUAAUUUCGUUCAAAUCCCAAAAAUUCAUCUGGGUUUUUCCCAUUCUCUCUCUAGGAUUAUACCCGAACCAAAUCAGAUUUUCUCAGGGUUUUCCAAGAUUCUCCGCGAUUCCCAAAAAGUGGAUUCUUUCCAAGAUUCUUUAGUUUAUGAUAUCUAGGAAAAAGAAGAUUCUUGAUUCCCAGUAAAAGAUUCUGAAUUGAUUGCCUUCUUAAGCUUUACUUCAAUAGCUUCCGACUAAAUAAGUGAAGCAGUUGCUGCAUAUUUUUACGGCUUGUAAAAGCAUGGAGACCUUGUAUCCGGCUUCAAACAUGGCGGAUUAUGAUUGGUACUCAGAGUGGACUAAGGAGGAGAACAAGAUGUUUGAGAGUGCCCUGGCGAUGUUCGAUGAGAAAACGCCGGACAGGUGGCGGAAGGUGGCGGAGAUGAUUCCGGGGAAGACGGAGAUCGACGUGAUCAAACAGUACCAGGACCUGGAGGAAGAUGUUUGUGAAAUAGAAUCCGGGAGGUUUCCGAUUCCUCCAGGGUACCCUCAGUCAUACUUCACAUUGGAGUUGGGGGAUGAUCGAGAUUUCAAUGCUAAUCGAAAGAGGCCGGCAGCGGCGAGGGGUUCUGAUCAGGAGAGGAAGAGGGGAAUUCCAUGGACACCCGAAGAGCACAGGCGGUUUCUGCUGGGACUUCUAAAGUACGGGAAAGGGGACUGGAGAAACAUCUCUCGGAAUUAUGUGGUCACUAAAACUCCCACACAAGUAGCAAGCCAUGCUCAGAAAUACUUCAUGAGGCAGGAUUCAGGAGGGAAAGAUAAAAGGCGGCCAAGCAUCCAUGACAUAACCACUGUCAACCUCACAAGCAAUACUCCACCAGAAACUAACAGGUCUCCUUCAGACCAGUCUCCACCGGAGCAGAAGUCCACUGAAUCGCCAAACGUGUUACUUGACUGGAAUGAGGCUGAUGAUGGAGGAGCCGCUAUGGUUUUCGGCUCUACUCAUGGCAAUCUCUUAGAUCCAUCUCCAUAUGAUGUACCAGCAGAUGGGAUUAAAAUGCAGUUGCAGAAACUAUACAGCCACGCUCAUUAUGCUGCUCAUGCCACACCUCAAAAUUCGCUAUAUCUAAUGCAGUCCGCGAGACAUCAGAUUCAUGGAUAAGAACAGGCCUAGUAAACGAUCUUCAUCAGAAUUUCGGUGUUGGUUUUAUUUUUUACGUGUUUGUGUUGGAUUGAUUUAGCUUAAUAAGGACUUGGUUUUUGUACAUAGUUCUUGAACAUUGCAGAAUGGUGAAAUUCCAUUAGGCCUCAAAGUGUAAUGUCUUGAAUUAUGAAAUGGAAAUUAAUUGUAAAUUGCUCUUUCCCUUCA
Malus domestica (apple) is the source of this 1683-nucleotide messenger RNA. Its product is annotated as transcription factor DIVARICATA-like. Lineage: Eukaryota; Viridiplantae; Streptophyta; Magnoliopsida; Rosales; Rosaceae. Gene Ontology annotation, molecular function: DNA binding. The record is from RefSeq and is a predicted model, not a curated record.